AUGGCGUCGAUGAGGGAGAGCGACACCGGCCUGUGGCUCCACAACAAACUAGGGUCGACGGACGAGCUGUGGACUCCUUCGAGCAUCGCAUCCCUACUUACAGUGUCGGUCAUUGAUAAUAUACGACUGUGUUUCUCUAGUCUUUCGCCUCCGGUGAAGCUGAAACUCUUGGUGGGGAUGCUGCACCUCCCGCGCAGGACCGUGGAUGAGAUGAAGGAGGCUCUGUCAGAGAUCAUUCAGUUGGCCACAGUGGACUCUGAGCCAUGGGUGUUAAUGGUGGCUGACAUCCUAAAAUCCUUUCCAGAUACAGGCUCGCUAAACCUGGACCUGGAGGAUCAGAACCCUAAUGUACAAGACAUACUUGGAGAGCUGCGUGAGAAAGUGAUUGAAUGUGAAGCAUCUGCCAUGUUGCCUCUGGAGUGUCAGUAUCUGAAUAAGAGUGCUUUGACUACGCUAGUGGGGCCACUUACUCCACCCAUCAAGCACUUCCAGCUGAAGCGGAAACCCAAGAGUGCUACGCUCAGAGCUGAGCUGCUGCAGAAAUCCACAGAGACUGCCCAGCAGUUAAAGAAAACGGCAGGAGUCCCAUUUCACUCGAAAGGAAGAGGACUGGUGAAGAAGAUUGACACCACAACACCGCUAAAAGGCAUUCCUAAAGCACCAUUCCGUAGCCCAACAACCCCAAGCAUGUUCAGCCCCCCCAGCAACAGAACACCUAUUGCCCCUACCCGCACACCCCUGCGCAAGGAGAGGGGAGUCAAGCUGUUAGAUAUAUCGGAGUUGGAUAUGGUAGGAGCUGGCAGAGAAGCUAAGAGGAGAAGAAAGACUUUGGAUAUAGAAGCUGGAGAGAAGGCCGCCAAAGAAGAGGCAGUGGUGGAGAACGCAACGCCAGACUAUGCAGCUGGAUUGGUGUCCACACAGAAACUGGGGGCACUAAACAAUGAGAGCGCCUUGCCGUCAACCAGUUACCUUCCCGCCACCCCCAGCAUGGUUCCCUCCUCAUCCUAUAUUCCCAGCUCAGAGACACAGCCAGCCAAUGCAGGUGGUUCAGUGCGUGAAACUACAAACCGGCAGUCGGAGGAGUUGCCUGCUCCCAACGUUGCUCCUGCUUCGUUACCCGGCCAGUUCAAGCAACGGCCACCCAUGUAUAAUGCCAGCACUGCCAGUCCCACUGCCCCUACUUCACCCACCACGCCAACCAGCACACCCACCAAUAAUGCCCCGCCCCCUGCCGCUACAGCAACACAGCCAGACAUGCCCACACAGCCGCCCACCACUGCAGCCCAGCCCGCACCCACACCAGGGCCUCCACAAACCCAACCUAAAAAGAACCUGUCGCUCACGAGAGAACAGAUGUAUGCUGCACAGGAAAUGUUUAAGACUGCAAACAAAGUUACACGGCCAGAAAAAGCCCUUAUCCUGGGCUUCAUGGCAGGAUCACGAGAGAACCCCUGUCCAGAACAGGGCGACAUCAUUCAGAUCAAACUGAGUGAGCAUACAGAAAUACUGCCUAAAGCAGAUGGAACGGGCAGCACCACCAUGCUGGUUGACACAGUGUUUGAGAUGAACUACUCUACUGGGCAAUGGACCCGGCUCAAGAAAUACAAACCCAUAACCAACAUCUCCUGAGGAGGACUGGGUUAACAAUAACACACACAUGCACAAACACACAGUCAGCGUGUGGUUACAUAGACACAUAUGUACAAAUUCAUACACCCCUCUUCGGUGUCAUCUACACACAUUAUGUACAUGCGCUAGAAUGUACAUAUAUAUAUAUAUAUAUAUAUAUACGGGCCAAAUUUGGAGGUAUUGGGAAUAUGCGGUAGUGACUCAAAGUGGGCAAAUUGUUAGAGAUUCAGACAGUUGUGAAGGACAUGCCAAGUCCCAAAGGCAUUGCCAAAGACAGGGACCCACUUCUAAGACUUGUUUUCCUUAUCUUUUUGUUAACGUUUGUAUCUUCUCUCGUUUUUAUGCCAAAUUCAAAUUUCUGAGUGUUGGGGAAAUGUGAUGAAACCGAGGCAGGGCUUGUUAGUUGUCUUAACCUACUUUUGACUGACACGUUAGUACAAGAUCUUACAAGGGUACAAACAUGCUAUUACAGUGUCCCCCAAAUGAAACAAAAGCAUCUGUCGGUGUUUUCUCACUCAAUGUAAAAAAAAAAUUCAAGUUCCUCCUUGACCAAUGGACAGAAAAAAUAAAUGAAAACGAUAAACAACCCAAAAAGUGCAAAACAGGUUAUUUUCUGUUUAAAACUGUUCAAGAAUGUAAUUUUUUUUUUUUUAAAAGAGGAAAUAAAUGGAAACAUGUCCAGAUUUAAAUUGAAAAUCUGGGUUCCAAUGAGGCACUUACAAUGGAAGUGAAUGAGGCCAAUCCGUAAACGUUAAAAUACUUACUGCUUCAAAAGCAUAGCUACAAGAUGUAAACAAUAUGCAUGUUAACAUGAUUUUAGUGUGCUAACCUUUUCUGUGGUAAGUUAUAGCCAUUUUACAACUUUGUUGCCAUGAUGACAUAAUGCCAUAAACUCUAAAACAAUUGUAAAAACUACAAGUUAAACAAAUUUACAGCUCAAAAAAUACACACAUUUUAACAGAAGAAGUAAUAUAAGUGCUUUUGUAAAAUUAUAAGCUUCACAUAUUUGCCUUUAGUUUAAACCCUGCAAAAAAAAUUGGCCCCAUUCACUUACAGUGUAAGGGCCUUACUGUAACUGUGAUUUUUGCUUUUUUUUUAAGAAAAGGAAAAAAAUAUUUCUUGUGUAAUCAAUAUUUGCUGUUGAUUGAGCUUAACUUGUAUUGAACCCAAAAUAUUUCAAGUUUUGUCUGUAUCCAAAGUAUGAGACAAAUGUGAACAAAUUAUUUUAACUGUAAGGAUACUUGGGAGAUGCUGUGAGUGCGUGAAUAUGCAUGUAUACUGCAUUUGAUGAAUUUGGUACAGUACAGGUUUCUGAAGGAAAACAGUGACUCGGGGUGAA
Molecule: messenger RNA, 2968 nt
Organism: Xyrauchen texanus (razorback sucker)
Lineage: Eukaryota; Metazoa; Chordata; Actinopteri; Cypriniformes; Catostomidae
Product: negative elongation factor A-like
Exons: 11
Coding region: 1-1629 (542 amino acids)
Biological process (GO): negative regulation of transcription elongation by RNA polymerase II
Cellular component (GO): NELF complex
Source: RefSeq, a predicted model, not a curated record